Colletotrichum acutatum is the source of this 1284-nucleotide messenger RNA. RefSeq lists its product as uncharacterized. The record is from RefSeq and is a predicted model, not a curated record. The transcript has 3 exons. Gene Ontology annotation, molecular function: DNA-binding transcription factor activity, RNA polymerase II-specific; zinc ion binding. Gene Ontology annotation, biological process: regulation of DNA-templated transcription. NCBI's taxonomy places the organism in Eukaryota, Fungi, Ascomycota, Sordariomycetes, Glomerellales, Glomerellaceae. The coding region runs from base 1 to 1284 and encodes 427 amino acids.
AUGCGGAUGCCCGCCAACCCCAACGCCGUCGCCGUUGCCGUCACCGUCGCAGCCGACAACCGGCCGGUCGUGGCCACAUCUGGUGCUGCUGCUGUUUUCUCACCCUCAGAGGAGACUCUUCAGCCUCCUCCAGCUCCUCCGCCUCCACUUCCUCCGCCCUCAGUCCCGUCCAUGUCGGUGUCGCUGGCUCGCCCGUCGCGCCAUGACACCGCCCAUGCUACCGGCCGCCUCGAACCUUAUUCCUUCUCCGUCAACCAUCCGCCGCCGCCGCCGACCUACUACCGCCGCUUGGCUGCCGGUCCAGCUCCGGCUCCGCCGCCGGGUGUGACUUCGGUUUCCACGCCGGGUCCUUCCGCUGCAGCAGCUGCAGCCUCCCGUCAUGACGCGCUCAGAUUUCCCCCAUCGCCGUCGCCAACACCCUCUCAUCCCACCACCUUCGGCGUCCUCGGCAGCAACCACGACAGAAAUCACAGUAAUUCUAGCUUCGUUAGCAACGCCAGCCAUGGCUAUGCCACUCUUACCCCGCGCUCAGACCCCAAGCCCAGCCGAUGUUCCGUCAUGGACCUACAGAACGUGCUGUGCGACCCGGAUGACGAUGUGAACAUGUCUUCGUCGCGCUCGAGUCACCCUCCUACGCCCCCCCAUCUUAUUGAUGUACUCAACCCUCCUGCCCCGGGUUCCAUACCCGCCUCUCCAACCUCGGAUUCAUUGGAGCCUCCGACAUUUGUGGCUCGCCCGAAUCCCUCUCACGUCGUCAUGACUACGAGGCCUCAAUUGCAGACCUCUCAACCUCAGCACACGGAGCCUGGCUGCAAGACCUGUCAGAUUCGUAAGAUGCCUUGUGACGAGGGGCGUCCCUCAUGCCAAAACUGCUCACGCAUGGGCAUCCAUUGCUUGGGCUAUCUUUCUCCGAGUCAUGCCGCCACCCCCCAACAGGCGUCGGACCGUUCCGUUCCCAGCGUUAGUGCCAAUGCCCGACGCCAGGAUCAGGAGGAGUAUCUCUUCUUCCUCCUUGAUCAUUACCGACACACCAAACGCCACUGCAUGUGGGAACUAAUCACCCUCGAUUUUAAUGAGCAUUUCUCAUGUAACAUGCGUAAGGAAGCUCUGCAGAUGAUCAAACGCCGAAGAUUAAAGGACAAGGAUACUCGGGAAGCUUCACCAAACGAUGCCUUGGGGAACACGCAGCGUCCCAAGGUUAAGAGAGGCCGCCGACCGAAAUCUAGCGUCCCCUCUAUCCAGUCAAAGGAGGAUGGGCACGGCAGCGAGUCGGCCACCGGGUGA